AUCUCUGAAAGACGAGACCCUUGUACUUCCGGUAGCGAGAUUGCCCACUGCGCAGGACAGGAAUCGACCAUUGUAUUGGGUAUUUUGUGAAGGGUUGGACAGUUUAUUGUUUAUUUGACUGGAUUAUCCGCAACAACAUCGGCAUGUCAGUCACCAAAUUACCAAAUCCGUUGUACUACUUCCCAAAACCUAACCGCUGGCAAAGAGGCGUCGGUGCUGAAUUACCAGAGGCGUAUAGAAAAUUCUGGCGCGAGUGGAAGCUCCAGAGGCCCACAGCAAUUCAUUACAUCCCGGAGGAGGGAAAGUAUAAAUGGGAUGAAAAUCGUCAGACUGUGUUGCCAGUCCAGAACAUUCCUCUCCCUCUAAAGUACCCCAAACAAUUCGAUUAUGGACUUUGGGGUGGUGAGGGAAUUGUCCAGGGCUUCCGCAAGAAGGGAAAAUACUGCAGGAGAGUAGCCAAGUUCUGGGUGCCCAAGCUUAGAAAUUCCGUUGUUUAUAGCGAGGUGUUGGAUAAACACAUGAAGACCACUGUGACAACGAGAACUAUUGAUUUGAUUCAUGAAAAUUAUGGCUUCGAUCAUUAUCUGCUGAAGACACCGGCCUGCGACUUGAGAUCACUAUUAGCUGUCAAACUCAAGAGAGAAAUUUUGAUAGCAUUGGCUGAUAAGACGCUGUAUCCAAACGAUCCUGAAAAGCGUGAAGAAGUUUACAACACAUAUAAAGACUAUCUGUCGGCGAUUUCGUCGCCAUGUCGAAAUAAAAUGUCAGUCGGCACUCACUCGAUCAAAAUUUCUAAGUUUAAUGUAGGAGAAUAUUCUUAUCGUCAUUUUAAAAAUAUAUUCCAGUACACGAGAGAGGAAAUUGAGUGGUAUGGUUUGUCCUGGAAGGAUGCGGUGAAGAAAUUCAUAGCAUUGAAGGCACCUACUCUGGAGCCAGAGCCAUUCAAGAUUAGGUAUAGAUCUGAAUUAAUUGCUGAACUGAAAGCAGCUAAAGUUGCAGAGGCUGUUGAUGCAGAAGUUGAACGACCAAGUGACUCGUGGAUCUCCAAGAUUAAUCCAUUCUCAAAAACCCCAAAGACAGAGUGAUGAAGCUCUGCAUCUCCAAUGUAAAUAAACAAUAGCGAACGAACUAAAAUUAAAACCAGUUUGAUAAUUAAAUCAACAAUCUAUUCAUACUGAUUUUAUGCAGUAAGAAUCCCAAAUAAUAAACAAAUUACACCCAAAA
Messenger RNA from Diachasmimorpha longicaudata, 1224 nucleotides. It is a transcript of the gene mRpL28, whose product is annotated as large ribosomal subunit protein bL28m. Gene Ontology annotation, molecular function: structural constituent of ribosome. Bases 144 to 1085 code for a protein of 313 amino acids. The record is from RefSeq and is a predicted model, not a curated record. The transcript is spliced from 7 exons. NCBI's taxonomy places the organism in Eukaryota, Metazoa, Arthropoda, Insecta, Hymenoptera, Braconidae. Gene Ontology annotation, cellular component: mitochondrial large ribosomal subunit.